GUGUUCGUCUCACCUCCCACAAAAGAAUUAACGGUGGCAUGAGCAUAUUAACCAGCUCCGGCUUCACUUCUCCGUUUACCUUCUCAGUUCUCACUCAGACUCUGUCAUGGCGAUUUCUCUCUCGUCCAACACUUUCCAACUCAACACCUGCACCAAUCGUUUCUCGACACGUGCAUUCCCGAACCAAUCACCAAACCUCCAAAUCCUCCGCUUCUCACCGACCAAUUCCACUCACGCACGGCCACGUCGGCUCAUCGCUGCCUCUGCAAUCUCUAAUUCUCCAGGAAUUGAAGCUUCUGGUUCAGUGGCCGAAGAAACCGUUAAUUCAUUGGACAGUGUGAAAGUUUUUGAUUUGAAUGGAAACGAAAUUUCGGUAUCCGAUUUGUGGAAAGAUCGAAAAGCAGUUGUGGCAUUUGCUCGUCACUUCGGAUGCGUACUUUGCCGUAAGCGAGCGGAUUAUCUUGCCUCGAAGAAGGAUGUAAUGGAUGCGUCUGGCGUGGCUCUUGUUUUAAUUGGACCUGGUAGCGUUGAACAGGCAAGAACAUUUUCUGAGCAAACAAAUUUCAAAGGAGAAAUUUAUGCAGAUCCAAGUCACUCAUCAUAUAAUGCUUUAAGAUUUGUAUCUGGGGUUUCAACCACGUUUACUCCCAAAGCAGGUCUUAAGAUAAUACAAUUAUACAUGGAGGGUUAUCGACAAGACUGGAAGCUUUCAUUUGAAAAGGAUACUAUUAGCAGAGGUGGCUGGAGGCAAGGAGGAAUUAUAGUUGCAGGACCUGGUAAAAGUAACAUCUUGUACAUACACAAGGAUAAUGAAGCAGGGGAUGAUCCAGAUAUUGAAGAUAUAUUGAAAGCAUGUUGUGUGUGAAGAACUAGUCCAUCCUUGUGGUAAUUGUCGGGUCACUCUCUGGUAUCAUCAUAUAUAGGAAGAAUUUGAGACUGUCAGGUCGAUAAUAAUGUAUAUAUAAUUUUCAAUUUAUACUAAUGUUUUAUAAAGAUCUAACGUAUAUAUCACCACCCCGUAGGGUGGAAAUUAUUUUGUUUA
Messenger RNA from Pistacia vera, 1042 nucleotides. Its product is annotated as thioredoxin-like protein AAED1, chloroplastic. Bases 107 to 865 code for a protein of 252 amino acids. The transcript has 9 exons. The record is from RefSeq and is a predicted model, not a curated record. Gene Ontology annotation, molecular function: antioxidant activity. Lineage: Eukaryota; Viridiplantae; Streptophyta; Magnoliopsida; Sapindales; Anacardiaceae.